ACCAUGUUUCUUCCAUUGCUGCUGCUGAUCUGCUCUCUCUCUGCAGCUCAGAUUCAAGCAGAGUCUGACAAUGAACUUGGAGAAAAUUUAAGACAAACUGCGUCAACAGGAGGAGAAGCAGGAAAUGUCUCUGGCCAACAACAAACGUGUCUGCAGGAUAUCCAUGCAGUGCUGAGAGAGAUGAGCGGCGUGUUGGCUGGACUGAAGGUUGAGAUGAGAUACUUGCAGCGUGAAAAUGAAGUACAAUCAGCUAAGGUUUAUCAACUGGAGUCUCAAAAUACGGAGCUGAAUCAACGGUACCAAGAGAAUGCAGCUGAACUGCUCACCAUUAAAUCCAGAGCAAACGCAACAGAAAACCAUGUGAACGCUCUGACAAGAGAAGGAGAAGUGAAACGAGUGGCUUUCUCAGCGUCUUUGGUCGCUUCUGGUACAGCAACUCUUGGACCAUCUAACAUAGACAUGAACCUGAUCUUCAGAAACGUUGUUACAAAUGUUGGAAAUGCCUAUAACCCAAUCACAGGGUUAUUCACAGCACCGGUGAGAGGAGCCUACCACUUUGAGUUCUACAUUAAUGGAGCGGCAUUUCAUACACAUGGUACUGGUGCUGCGCUGUUCAAGAAUGAAGAGAGUGUUUUUGUGGCUUUUGAACUGCAGACUUCAGGGUCUGCUAAUUCAGCUAAUGGUGUCACUUUGAUAUUAGAAGUUGGAGAUGUUGUGUUUUUGCGCCAGCCGCGAAGCACAAGGAUUAAUGGAAGUACGUUACACCGCAACACCUUCAGUGGUAAUCUACUUUUCAUCAUGUGAACAGUAACAGUUUCUUAUUCUCCUUUUCACUCAGUGAACGUCAUGUACUUCUGUACGAGAAAUCAGUAUAGUCACUAUAUAUUUUGACCCAAACACAUAAUCUUACUAUCAGAAAAAGUGUGAUUUUCGCUUUCAUAAAUGUCUGCAUUUCCAUAACUGUACACUAUAAAAUACAGUGAUGAAAUGUUCUAGGAAGAUGUUCCUAUGAUAUUGAUUUAGAGAAGUGGAGAUGUUUAUAGGAGCAUGUUAAAAAGUUACCAAGGCUUGUUGAUUGUUCUAUCUCACAAUGUUAGAUACCCUUCCUGUAUCCAGAUCAGCUUUAGAACCCACUAACACGCUCCUUGGACCACAGUGUCCACUUACCUAUACCUGGUGUACCAAAUAAAAUCAUGUGGCUUCUGAGCUGUUACAUGUGCUU
Cololabis saira (Pacific saury) is the source of this 1222-nucleotide messenger RNA. Its product is annotated as cerebellin-2-like. Gene Ontology annotation, molecular function: protein binding. Lineage: Eukaryota; Metazoa; Chordata; Actinopteri; Beloniformes; Belonidae. The coding region runs from base 4 to 804 and encodes 266 amino acids. The transcript has 5 exons. The record is from RefSeq and is a predicted model, not a curated record.